CUGUACAGAACCGCAUAUCUUUAUCGUACUGUACGAAAACAAUGAUCGGCUUUCCAUUUAGCUUAUACAGCUAAAUUGAACGUUUUCUGCUAUUGCUACAACCAUUGCGUUACGUAUUAACAUUGAAGUGUUACUCCGAACUCUGUAUUUUGUCUAGUAUUAGCACCGUUGGCAUAAAUAAAAAAAAUGAACGAAGAGGAAGAGACCUUGCACAAAACGAGACAGCGGUUUGAAGAGCUAUGCCGAGCUCUGAAUAUGGACGAGGAGGCAAGCAAUGAUGCGUGGAGGAAUUAUGAAAAUAUUAACAAAAAUUACACUUUAGAGGGCAGUGAACUACAUUGGUUGGCCUGUGCUCUGUAUGUUGCUUGUAGGACAUCAGUUCCAACUGUGGGUAAGGGGACAGCUGAGGGCAACUAUGUGUCUCUGACCAGGAUCCUGCGUUGCUCAGAACAGAGCCUGUUUGAGUUUUUUAGCAAGAUGAAGAAAUGGCAGGACAUGGCUAACCUGCCACAGGAAUUCCGCCAGCGUACAGAGAAACUUGAGAGGAACUUCACUGUGUCAGCAGUCAUCUUCAAGAAGUACGUCCCCAUCUUUCAGGACAUCUUCAGGGCACCUUCGGAGGACCCACCCAGGGUGCACAGGAGCCGCAAACAGCGGCGUCAUCCCUGUACAGUCUCAGAGGUCUUCAACUUCUGCUGGAUCUUAUUUGUCCAUGCCAAAGGGAACUUCCCCAUGAUCAGCGAUGACCUGGUGAACUCCUACCACCUGCUACUGUGUGCCCUUGACUUGGUCUACUGCAACACUCUGUUGUGCUCCAGCCGCAAGGAACUGCUCAACCCUGCCUUCGCAGGCCUGCCUGAAGACUUUGGCAGUAAGGACUUUAAGCCAGGCCCAGGCCCGCUGUGCUUCAUUGAGAAACUGUGUGAGCUGCACGAUGGCCUGGUGCUGGAGGCCAAGGGUGUGAAGGAGCACUUCUGGAAACCGUUCAUCAAGAAGCUCUUUGACAAAAAGAUUCUCAAAGGAAAAGAUGAAAACCUGACCGGCUUCUUAGAUCCAGCAAAUUUUGGCGACAGUUUUACAGCUUUAGGUCGGGUGUACGAGGAACACGUGCUGUCCACAGGCAGUCUGGAUGAAAGGAUUUUUCUGGGGGACGGUGCCAAAGAGGACAUUGGCACCCCGGGACACUGUCAUUGUGCUGGGGGCACAGAAAACACAGAGCGGCCAGCUCACAGCCUCCACAGCACAGCACAGACGGCAUCAGCUCUUAGAGUUGCCACCCCUCUAACUGGCCGUAAGUACAUGCAGGACAACAGCAUGGGCACCCCAGUCUCCAUGGCAAUGCAGAGUGUGGGACGUUUGCACAGUCUGCUGACGGGGCUGAAACACGGACCCAGUGAGAGACUGGCCAGCAUGCUCAGGGCCUGUGCCAGAGACCCCAGUGAGGCCAUCUCAAACAGACUGAAGGACAUGUCCGAGAUCUUCUGCCAACACUAUGAAGGAACUCGGGAGGAGAACAGUGGCUUGGCCAAAGAUAUUGGAGUGAAAUAUUUCCGGCUGGCUGAAGCUCUGUACUACAAGACCUUGGAGGCUGUAAUUGAUCAGGAGAAGAAGAGGCUGGGUGAUAGUGAUCUGUCUGGGAUUUUGGAGCAGGAUGUGUUCCAUCGCUCUUUGCUUGCCUGCUGUUUGGAGAUUGUAAUUUUCUCAUAUCGCCCUCCCGGGGAAUUUCCCAGAGUAAUUGAGAUCUUUGACCUGCCUCCGUUCCACUUUUACAAGGUGAUCGAGGUGAUGGUGAGGGCGGAGGAGGGGCUUUUUCGUGAGGUGGUGAAACAUCUGAAUCGUGUGGAAGAGCAAGUGCUGGAAAGCCUGGCCUGGAAAGGGGGUUCUCCUCUGUGGGACAGUGUCAGAGCUGCCAAGAACCGUGUGCCUGCAUGUCAGGAGGUGAUGCCCCCCCAACAUUUUGAGGGUGCUGAUGGGAACAGCAGUACAGGGAGCACACCGCUUACCCCCAGUCGUCUGAACGAACUUCGUGCAAAUGCUGCCGGAGCAGGGAAAGUGGUUUCUGCUUCUCCCACCACCCUCCACGACCGCUACAGCUCACCCGCUGCUGGUUCAGCAAGGAGACGGCUGUUUGUGGAUGGCGAGACAGCCUCUGACCCCGCCACCCCAGUCAGAGUCUCACAGUCACCCCUCAUUAGCACCAUUGCUGCAGGCCAGACUGUGGUCACCAUGGCAACAGCCACUGUCACUGCCAACAAUGGGCAGACUGUCACCAUACCUGUGCAAGGGAUUGCAAAUGAGAACGGGGGCAUCACUUUCAUCCCAGUGCAAGUGAGUGUAACGGGACAGGGUGGCAGCACCCUGCAGCCCCUCACAGCACAAACCUUAGCUGGGACAUUAACUGCACAACAGCUUGCUGGUGGUACCCCUCAGGUCACAGCUCAGAACAGCUCCUCCAGUGGACAGCAGGUCAAGAGGGUUAUACCCCAGAGCCCAUCCACAAACAAGCCACAGAGGACUGGGUCCCUCUCCCUCUUCUUCCGCAAGGUGUAUCAUCUGGCCAGCGUGCGUUUGCGGGACCUAUGUGCCAAGCUGGACAUCUCCACAGAGCUGCGUCGGAAGAUUUGGACCUGCUUUGAGUAUUCGCUCGUCCAUUGCACCGAGCUCAUGCUGGACCGGCACCUGGACCAGCUCCUCAUGUGUGCCAUCUACGUCAUGGCUAAGGUGACCAAAGAGGACAAGUCCUUCCAGAACAUAAUGAAGUGCUACAGGACUCAGCCCCAGGCCAGCAGCAGUGUGUACAGAAGUGUGCUGAUCUCAGGGAGGAAGAGGCGUCACUCAGGCAGCAGUGAGAGUGGUGCCAGGCAGAGCUCCCCCUGUGAGGCUGGCCGAGAGCGCGCGAGUGAAGACAGCAGUCCAGUCCCCAUGCGUUCCAGCAGUACUUUGCCCAUCCCGCAGCCCAGCAGUGCCCCAGCCACUCCUACACGUCUUGCCGGGACCUCCGCAGAACAGGAAGGGGAGGAGAGAGGAGACCUCAUCCGCUUCUACAACAACAUAUAUAUCAAACAGAUGCGCAACUUCGCACUGCGCUACUCCACCACCUCGCCGUCAGCCUCGGGGGUGGAGGCUCCGCCCCUCUCUCCGUACCCUUCCCUGCGUACAGGAUCUCCACGCAGGGUGCUCCUGUCCCAUAAUCACUCCAUCUACAUCUCUCCACACAAGAAUGGCAGCCCCCUCUCUCCCCGGGACAAGAUCUUUUACUACAUCAGCACCAGCCCCUCCAAACGUCUGCGAGAGAUAAACAGCAUGAUUCGGACAGGGGAGACGCCCACCAAGAAGCGCAGCAUGGUGCUGGAGGAGGGCGGCCAGUCGCCAGCCAAGAGACUCUGCCAGGAGAACCAGACAGCCCUGUUGCGCCGACUGCAGGACGUGGCCAAUGACCGUGGGUCCCACUGAGGCUGGACAUACCUGACCCUAGUCCUCAGCUAAGCUAGUUCUCAGUAUUUUUUCAUGUUUUUCUGUUUUAAUUAUCUCCCCUGGUCUAUCAUUCUGUGCAUUACACACCAUGCCCCAUCAGUGUGCUUUCAGAGAGAAAGAGCUCAAGAAAUGCCCUUUAAGGCUCAGGCUUCUACCAUGCAGUUGUGACACCAAAGGCAUGACGGGAUACCAGCAAUGUGCUGCCAGACUGCUGGCUAGGCAGUGCUGCAAACGUUCCUGGUAGAGUAGAGCCUCCAGCUCUCUAGCAUCACAUACCAGCCAUGUGUCAAGCCUGACAACAUUUUAGGUGACAGCCUUACCCUAAAUGGAAACAGAGCAAGCACAAACACAAAGCAAGUGGUGGUGAAUGUCAUUGUGUAAGGUAACAAGUAAAACACAUCCCUGUAAUUUUGGUGGUUGGCCUAUGCAUACUUCAUUUGUUGUACACCUGAAACAUGGUUGUUAUGAGGCUGUACAUUCUCCUGAAAGCUGUCAUGAAUUUCACCAUCAAGAAGAGAGUGACCAUCAUUAUCAAAGCACAUGAGAGAGAAUACUGUGUUCAUUCUUUAAGCCCCACACAAGGUCUGGCAUUGGUACAUGUUUUUUUUAAUUAUCAAAGCAUUACAUGAUAAACAUGACUUAAAAAAUAAUAAUAUUUUCAGAAGGAACAAUUUUUUUCCAAAGUUAGAAAAAGCUUUUGUGAACAGAUUUUAUAUGGUAGCUUAUCUUUUAAGCUGUGACUUUAUAUCAAACUGUAUCAUAUGCUAUUUUUUGUAACUAUAGGUGUGCUAGAGACCUGUAACCAUUUAUUGUUAACUACCCCAUAAAUGUAGGUAGAUGUUUUUACUUAACAGCAAUACAUCUUCUAUACUUGCCCUGUGUACUCAAAACGCCUAUGAUCACUUUCUCUUUAGAAACUUAGAACUGCUGUUAUCUUCUCAAAGUACUUUGUUACGAUUUGUAAAUCUACUGAGAGUUUAAGUACCUCCUCAUAACUCUGUAGACAUAUGUACAUUCCUGUAAAUAAGAUGAGUUUAUAGUAAUCAGUUCAACUGCAAGUGCCUUUUCUCUCUGCUUUUAUGCUGUUUAAG
Megalops cyprinoides (Indo-Pacific tarpon) is the source of this 4565-nucleotide messenger RNA. It is a transcript of the gene rbl2, whose product is annotated as retinoblastoma-like 2 (p130). NCBI's taxonomy places the organism in Eukaryota, Metazoa, Chordata, Actinopteri, Elopiformes, Megalopidae. The transcript is spliced from 22 exons. Gene Ontology annotation, molecular function: RNA polymerase II transcription regulatory region sequence-specific DNA binding. Bases 187 to 3453 code for a protein of 1088 amino acids. The record is from RefSeq and is a predicted model, not a curated record. Gene Ontology annotation, biological process: negative regulation of G1/S transition of mitotic cell cycle; cell differentiation; regulation of transcription by RNA polymerase II. Gene Ontology annotation, cellular component: nucleus; chromatin; transcription regulator complex.